UGUAGGAGUGUAACGGGUGUAAAAAGAAAAAAAUGGAUCAGCCUAACGAUAAAAUUCCACCACGACGCAAACGCAAUCUAAUGCAAAAUUUUAUUCAUCGUGAUAUUGGAAUUGGAACCAAAGGUAGUGCUAAUACUAAGUCAUUUGAAUUCCUCGCAGAAACAAAUCUUGUUCUCAAAGAUCAUGAGGAAAUGAAAUGUAAUAUUCCUGGAUCCCCUCGAGCAACUUAUUUAAUGGUAUUCAGUUCAGACGGAAAAAAGGUGGCAUCGACUCACGGGAACAAAAGCGUCUGUAUAACAGACCUGACAACAGGGAAGAACAUAAAAACCCUGACUGGACAUCCACGAUCUCCAUGGUGCAUAGCAUUUCAUCCUUCCAGCGAAUUGGUAGCCACAGGGUGUCUCGGUGGACAAGUAAGAGUCUGGGACUUCCAAGGAGGAAGCGAAGUCUGGAGCUCUGGUAACUCAACAGCAAUCACCUCGCUGGCUUUCCACCCAUCCGAGCGUCUUCUAAUAAUAGCAACCCACAACCAGAUCCAUUUCUGGGACUGGCGUAACUCGGAGCCGUUUGCCGUAGCGUCAACUCGCAGCGACUCGGAAAAGGUCCGUUUCGUAGCGUUUGAUCGAUUGGGAAGAAAGCUAAUAACGGGAAUCGCCAACACACUUCACUCACAGUCCCAGUGGGAUCGUCCUCCGAAUGACCACCUCAACAGACGGCUAUUGAGACCGGACUACAGGAUUCAGUACGAAAGACCGGAUCCAAACUCGUCUGCGAACAACCACCAUCGGAUUCCCCUGGGUAUAAACAUUUGGAAUGACUUCAGCAACCGCCUGCCAGAAUUAUCAGCCAAUAGAUACCCGACUUACAUCAGCUUUGACGAUCUGUAUAGAGUAAGAACUACCAGCAGACAAAACUCUGCUCCGGCUAAUCCAGAUGACGAUGAGUUCACAAAUUCUCCGACGAUGCGCAACUUCUUGAGGGAUAGACACCUUCCGACAGCUGCUGCGAGGCUCCUAGGGAGAAUCAAUGAUAACGGUAACGUCGAGCAAGGCAACGUGACCAUAGAAGUCCGUCGGAAUAAUUUGCUGUCGCAAAACAAUGAAGCGUUGGGAGCUGAACAACCAGGUCAUCGUCUACCAAACACGCAUCCGUACUAUCUUGGUUCAAUUUUGCGGAGAGUGCUGAGACACCUGGCGGAUAUUCGCAGGGUACCUCAGCUGAUGUUGGAAGACAUUUUCUAUGAGAUAGACCGUAAUCGCAGCGGACUCCGCAGUGCUAGGCAUUAUUUUUCUUUUGCUCCACGCGAAGCUCGCUGGCGUGAGUUAGCUGAAGAGGGAAUUCUUCCUCCAGUCCCGACUAUGUCGCUGUCAACUUCACCGUCUUCGUCAAACAGUCUUCCGACUCCUAGGCGGCUGGCUGAAGAUGAUCGCACUGAUUGUGAUAGACAGUUGAUUUAUUUAUGGGCAGAGCUCCAAUUAAAUCAACUCUACAGAAAUCUUAUUGACCAUUAUGAAGCUCAGGUUCAUACUUUCUUCAAUCCAUCGAACAACGGGCUGGAAACUGAAUCAGUACGUAAUUUCUCGCCAACGCAAGACAACGACAUCGCCGGGAGAACUCAGCGAUUGAGUUAUAUUCUACGAGUUCAUCAGCUUCCUACUUCUUAUGACCAUGUAGCUCUUGUGUUUCAGCAUCUUCGUCGGCAGCGAGCUUAUGGUAGCCUCUGGGAAUUGCGCAGAGCUAUUCAGAUUACAAGUGCUAAUAAUUGUAAUUAUUUAUCGAGGCUUCGUAAUCUUCGUGUGAGAUUAGAAGUCCAUGCGACGGCUUACAUUGGUGAGGAACGCAGAGGAUUGAACCGCUCGAUCAGAGCUUCGCUGGAUAUUGAAUUGCGUGAGCUAAGAAAUCUUGAAAAUCAAUUUCGAAUGGCUAAUUACAGGAUUGAGCAAUUGAGACAAUUAUUCUUGCAAUUGUCAGCCAGGUCAAUACCUUACUAUCCGUCUGCCAAUGCUGAGAGAGUGAUUUAUUGGACGAAACUUAACCGGCUAAUUGGUAUUUCUCCGGAAGUUAUUUCUUUGUAUGAGAGAAAUUCUCGAAGUGAUUACAAUUCAUCUCCCACUUUUCAAAGUGAUUCACGGAACCCUGAUAAUCCUUUAUCAUCGUCAUCAUCAUCGAGGCUCGCUGGCAGCUCUGGGAAUCAAUCGGGGAGACGCAAUCCAGGUACUUCUAACCGGCGACUUUUUGAGCCUAGCAACAGUGAUCCCGGGGACGAGGAACCUCCACGAAGAAGAUUACGGAGAGAUACCACGGACGAUACCGCUGGUAGUGAGAUAAGAAAUAAUGGUCAUUAUUCUGAAGCAACUCCUGAUAAUUCGACGUCUAGUGAAGAAGGACAAUUUGCACAAGUGCCACAUCCUGUAUUAUCAAUAUUUACUAUCUCGUCACAUUCUGCCUUUCAGCCAAGUGUUCCGAGAAAUACCCUCAAUAAUCAAAGUCAAGAUUCUUCCAAUAGUUCCUCGCCGCGACAGUCUAAUUCAAAUGCUAAUCAGAAUCAGGGCUCGCAACCACCACCACCACCACCUCCACCACCAUCAACUACUACAGCAGCAGCAACAACUUCGACAGUUGGGACAACAAACAGUGAUAAUUCUCUGUGGAUGGCUUUGAUGAUUGCUCAGAGAUUAAAUACUCAGCAAAAUAAUGGUUCGAAUGAUUCCAAUAAUUCUAAUUCUGAAAGUAAUCCUGGUCCAAGUACAUCUGGACACAGUAAUGACAAUCGUAAUGAUGAAAAUGAAAUGCUGUUAAAUGAAGAUGAAUUUAUGGAUGUUGAUGAAAUUGGCUUUGGUGAAGAAGACGAGGAAGAAGAAACUGGAGAGACACCUCAAGUUGAGGAUGAGGAUAUUAAUCACGAGGACGAAGAAGAAGAGGUUGAAGAAGACGAACCUGAGGGAGAAGGAGAGGUUGAGGAAGAAGAGGACGAUGAAGAGGCUGAAGAUACUGAAGAGGCUAGAAUAACCUCUCAAUCUACUAUUGCUGGCGUUAGCAGGGAAGAAGAAGUCCAGAGUUCUAAUAACGAUUCAAGUCCGAGAUUAGCUACUCGGUUUUCUGCUUCCACGUCAAGAGAGCCUAACCGCGUUGAAGACGAAGAAAACACUGCUGAGCAAUCGGAAAUUGGGUACUGGUUACUUCAAGAAAACAGCAAUCCUGACUCAAAUGACGCGGGGACCAGUUCUAAUUCUACGCCUCUGAGGUGGACCAGUCGCUGGAUCCGCACGAGCCCUAACAACCGUCCAGCUGGGAGCACCCGGACUCCUUUAUCGCCCUACUCGACCACUGCUAGCCGCUAUGAGCAACCGCCUUUCUUUCCCUUCAGAAGCCUUCGUGACCAGCAGCGGUGUGAUGAAGAGCAGAGAAGACACUCCAGCGAGACACCCUCGGCUAGUGCUCCUGAAAGUAAUCCAACGGAUUCGCAGUCAGAGUCCGGUGCUCAGGGGUCAUCAUCGUCUGUUCUUCUUCAGGAACUUGCGUCUGCUUUACAGGUUGACGAAACUCCUAAUACCUCGGAUUCAAUGGACAGAAUCCUUUCUUCGGGUCAGGCAGCUUCGGAUAACACUGAUGCUAAUAAUGAUGCUCCAGGUAAUUCUAAUGGGCAAACGGGUAAUUUUGGAGCUAAUAAUUGUAGAGUUUUUCUUAAUCAAUUCCUUCGGGAAAAAUCUGCUGCUAGAUUUAAUAAUUAUAGUACUAAUAAUAAUAAUAAUAAUAAUAAUAAUAAUAAUAAUAAUAAUAAUAAUAAUAAUAAUAAUAAUAAUAAUAAUAAUCAGAAUAUUGGUAGUAGCGGUAGCAGUAGUAAUAAUAAUAAUAAUAAUAAUAAUAAUAAUUCACAAUCAUAUGCAGGAGCUUCAAGAACACGGAUUGAUGUCCAAAUAACAGAACUCCGAAACUACAUGACGAGAUAUCAGACUUCAAGAUCUAAAUGGAAAGUGCUUCUCCAAGAAUUACGAUCACUUCACUCUCGAAAUUUCCAAAGAAACACCACCGACGACCCAGUAGCUUCAACAUCAAGAGACAGCCAGGAUUCGCCUUCAGUAGAGCGACUGAGAAACUUCAAAAAAGCUCUAAUACAAAAUUAUGAGCGACAACACGGAGCUUCAUCUUCAUCUGCUGGGCCAUCUUGGUUAGCGAAUCGUACACAAGAGCCUAGAACCAGUGGAGAAACUAGUCCAGUGUUUACUCCAGAGCAGUACAAUAUGCUGGAAGAGCUGUCGAACUGUAUCCCCCAAGAGUAUGAGGCUGACAAUUUAUUUUACCAAAACUUUAUUUCUUUUCUAGACGGCAAUUACCCCCGACUUAGUUCUAGCUCUUACUCAAAUUCAACCAGCGACCACACCUACUCGAAUCUGACAAUUCGAGAUCGAGAGAGUGAGUCGCCGACGAUAUCCAGCUUGGCGCAUCGUCUGGUCAGCAAGUGGACCCCUCCGAGUUCUAACGACUCGUUGGAUGAAGAUGGAGAAGUAAGACGGAUUACUCCUGGAAUAGCCGAGUAUAUCCGUAUAAAAACUUACGCUCGAGAUUACGUUCAUCAGACCGACGACAUGCGGCCGUUGAGGUUGGCGCUUCACACUCUGGACGCGCGCUUGCUUAAUUAUUGGUGUUUUUUACCGGAUUAUGGAAGCGAGUCGAGGUCUAGAACUCCAGCAAAUCGUAUGCUGAUGAUAAUGCGGAGUAAGUCAACGCAAUACAGCUUGCUGGGGGCCUUUGAGAAGGUAAGAAUUACCUUGAAUAAAAUAAACGAGAACGGAGCUUACGAGAGACUCUGCUACAUAUACGUCAUCAUUCGCUUGGCUCUAGAAUUGAUUGACUUAGUCAUAGCCCAGUCUAUUAUAAUAUACUGCGAAGCGACCGAAGCUGAUCGUGCAUCUGAGCGCAGAGGUUCAAGACGCGAGCAGCCCUCAACAUCGGAACCACCUGAAGGCACAAAUGCCAGUGGUAGUAAUAAUCAGCAAGAUGCGAUGCCAAACAGCAAUUUAAGGUCCACACGACUUCUACUGGGCACUGCAGAUGCCCUUCCAAUGCCUAAGCCAGUUAUUUUGAAGUACCGGAGGAUGGCUGACCGGCUCGAAAGAUUGUUCCCGAAUUCAAUGAUUUAUCAAAGUCAAAAUCAAAAUUAUAAUGCUAGUAUUAAUAAUGGUAGCAAUGUUGGUAAUAUUAAUCCCAAUGGGAAUAGUAAUUUUAUUUCACCUACGCCGUCAACUUCUAUUGCCAAUGAUUCUUCAAGACUGGGAAGAAACUUAGGUAUUGCUUCUGAGAGCAGUACUUUGUCCGCUGAAUUGCAAAGUAUCAUCGAGAGGAUUCAGAAUAAUGUUAACUCGCUUUCCGGAGUUGUUGAUGAUACUCGACUGUCUGAAUCAACAAAUUCUGCUACUGCUGCUCCUGCUAAUAGUAGCAGUAGUAAUAACAAUAAUAAUAAUAAUAAUAAUAAUAAUAAUAAUAAUAAUAAUAAUAAUAAUAAUAUUAUAAAUAAUAAUAUUAAUAGUAAUAACAAUAACAACAACAACAACAACAAUAAUAAUAAUAAUAAUGCAAGAGAAUUUCCAAGAACACGUAAUUAUCCGCGACAAUCGCGUGUCCAUGAAGAUGAUAUAUUGCGAGCAAUAAGACGCUUGAGUGCUAGUGUCCUUUUAAACCGUGCAUCAUCACGAUUGACUAGUCUAAGAUUCUGGCAACCAACAACAGAACCAAGCUGGACACUGCCAAUUCGUCGGAUCACAUCAUCCCGAGAUGCACCUAGACAACAAUUGAAUGUACCAGUUCUCCAGGUGAACAACGUUCCUGUAAGCGACUUCAACAACCUGCCAGGUCAUCGUGAUCAUCUUCUGAGAUUACCACCACCUUCUUACGAGACUCCGCGUCGGAUACUGACCACGAGAAUCCAGAGACAAAAUGCGGUCCAGUCAGAUUCGUCAAACUCGUCAUCAUCUCAGGGCUCCGAUCACGCGGUUCCUGAGUUUGUGUCUCCACCCAUUGAUCCUAUUCGGAGUUCCCCCUGGGUACCGAUGAUUAAUUUGAAUGAAAUAGCACGAGCUCGGUUCCCAGGACACGUUGCUGCUGCGGGGAUGGGUAUUGGCAUCAAUGGUGGACGGGGUGAUGGCCAAGAGCCCCCUUCUAAUGACGAUAAUGAUGAUGUUGAGAUUAGGACUGAACAUAUUCCAAUGGCGUUUAAUGAUUCUGAGCUGCAAAAGUACAGGGUUCAAGCUUGGGACUUUUCGGAUGGAAAAAUACCAGAUAUUAGAGAUUCUGAGAAAAAUAUUGUUGUACGCGAGUGCAAGAUUCAUAAUGAAGCUAAUAUUGAUAUUUCUUCGGAUGGUAAAUAUUUGGCAUCAUUUUUGCCGUCUGGACGGAUGCAUAUGUCUACAACAAUAGGAAUCUACAGUCUCGAAUGGGAAACCCUGGGCAAGCAGCUGCACUCGACAAAAGUAGACCAAACAGUAGCAUCUCUGUCAAUAUCCCCAACUCAUGGACACUUAUUAGUUGGCCUAGCGUCUCGUCGUGUUCACGCACCCUUGAGACAAUUCCCAAUGGCGCUGAUCUACAAAUUCAUCGAGCGUCCCUUGGAAGACGAGACCACAGAAAAAGAAAUAAAGAACCUGGAGACUCGCGAGGACGAAGUGCUCGACCAAUUUUUGCCAUACAGCUUCGAAACCUACAACAUUCCGUCGUUUCUCACACACACUCGGAUGCUCUCAAACCGUUACGCUUCUCGCAACCAGGAAGAUCAAAAGGACAGCAAGAAAUCAAUGGUGCUUUUACGUGAACUCCAGCAAGUUCAUCGCGAGAACGCUGGUUACAUGAGCCUUAAUUGUAUAAGAUGGGUUCCACAAGCUGGUCAAGGAAUUAUUUAUGCUACCAAUACUGGACUACUUAAUAUUCUUCAUUGA
Molecule: messenger RNA, 6929 nt
Organism: Cotesia congregata
Lineage: Eukaryota; Metazoa; Arthropoda; Insecta; Hymenoptera; Braconidae
Source: the annotation of a GenBank genome assembly